UCUAAUAAGUUGUCGUAAUUUUGCUAAACACGAUGUCAAUUUCUUCUUUAAUUGACCACACUGUUGGUCAAACAGCUGUACAGCGCCCUACGGUCGGUCGCGUAUAAGCGACAGUGGCUACAACCCAUUGGAGAAGUUAUAUUACUACGUUUGAUAUGGAGGAGCAGUUGGACGGGGCGCAGAUGGCCGAGGCACAACUGGAAAAGGACCACAUAGCGGCCCAACUAGCUGAAGCACAAGUGGACGAUGACCACAUAGCAACACAACUAGCAGAGGCACAAGUGGACGAUGAACACGUAGCAACACAACUAGCUGAGGCACAAGUGGACGAUGAACACGUAGCAACACAACUAGCUGAGGCACAAGUGGACGAUGAACACGUAGCAACACAACUAGCUGAGGCACAAGUGGACGAUGAACACGUAGCAACACAAGUGGACGAUGACCACAUGGCAACACAACUAGCUGAAGCACAAGUGGACGAUGACCACAUGGCAACACAACUAGCUGAGGCACAAGUGGACGAUGAACACGUAGCAACACAACUAGCUGAGGCACAAGUGGACGAUGAACACGUAGCAACACAACUAGCUGAGGCACAAGUGGACGAUGAACACGUAGCAACACAAGUGGACGAUGACCACAUGGCAACACAACUAGCUGAAGCACAAGUGGACGAUGACCACAUAGCAACACAACUAGCUGAGGCACAAGUGGACGAUGAACACGUAGCAACACAAGUGGACGAUGACCACAUGGCAACACAACUAGCUGAAGCACAAGUGGACGAUGACCACAUAGCAACACAACUAGCAGAGGCACAAGUGGACGAUGAACACGUAGCAACACAAGUGGACGAUGACCACAUGGCAACACAACUAGCUGAAGCACAAGUGGACGAUGACCACAUAGCAACACAACUAGCAGAGGCACAAGUGGACGAUGAACACGUAGCAACACAAGUGGACGAUGACCACAUGGCAACACAACUAGCUGAGGCACAAGUGGACGAUGAACACGUAGCAACACAACUAGCUGAGGCACAAGUGGACGAUGAACACGUAGCAACACAACUAGCUGAGGCACAAGUGGACGAUGACCACAUAGCAACACAACUAGCAGAGGCACAAGUGGACGAUGAACACGUAGCAACACAAGUGGACGAUGACCACAUGGCAACACAACUAGCAGAGGCACAAGUGGACGAUGAACACGUAGCAACACAACUAGCAGAGGCACAAGUGGACGAUGAACACGUAGCAACACAAGUGGACGAUGACCACAUGGCAACACAACUAGCUGAAGCACAAGUGGACGAUGACCACAUAGCAACACAACUAGCUGAGGCACAAGUGGACGAUGAACACGUAGCAACACAAGUGGACGAUGACCACAUGGCAACACAACUAGCUGAAGCACAAGUGGACGAUGACCACAUAGCAACACAACUAGCAGAGGCACAAGUGGACGAUGAACACGUAGCAACACAAGUGGACGAUGACCACAUGGCAACACAACUAGCUGAAGCACAAGUGGACGAUGACCACAUAGCAACACAACUAGCAGAGGCACAAGUGGACGAUGAACACGUAGCAACACAAGUGGACGAUGACCACAUGGCAACACAACUAGCUGAGGCACAAGUGGACGAUGAACACGUAGCAACACAACUAGCUGAGGCACAAGUGGACGAUGACCACAUGGCAACACAACUAGCAGAGGCACAAGUGGACGAUGAACACGUAGCAACACAAGUGGACGAUGACCACAUGGCAACACAACUAGCUGAAGCACAAGUGGACGAUGACCACAUAGCAACACAACUAGCAGAGGCACAAGUGGACGAUGAACACGUAGCAACACAAGUGGACGAUGACCACAUGGCAACACAACUAGCUGAGGCACAAGUGGACGAUGAACACGUAGCAACACAACUAGCUGAGGCACAAGUGGACGAUGACCACAUAGCAACACAACUAGCAGAGGCACAAGUGGACGAUGAACACGUAGCAACACAACUAGCUGAGGCACAAGUGGACGAUGACCACAUAGCAACACAACUAGCAGAGGCACAAGUGGACGAUGAACACGUAGCAACACAAGUGGACGAUGACCACAUGGCAACACAACUAGCUGAGGCACAAGUGGACGAUGAACACGUAGCAACACAACUAGCUGAGGCACAAGUGGACGAUGAACACGCAGAGGCACAAGUGGACGAUGACCACAUGGCAACACAACUAGCUGAGGCACAAGUGGACGAUGAACACGUAGCAACACUACUAGCAGAGGCACAAGUGGACGAUGAACACGUAGCAACACAAGUGGACGAUGACCACAUGGCAACACAACUAGCAGAGGCACAAGUGGACGAUGAACACGUAGCAACACAACUAGCAGAGGCACAAGUGGACGAUGAACACGUAGCAACACAAGUGGACGAUGACCACAUGGCAACACAACUAGCUGAGGCACAAGUGGACGAUGAACACGUAGCAACACAAGUGGACGAUGACCACAUGGCAACACAACUAGCUGAGGCACAAGUGGACGAUGAACACGUAGCAACACAACUAGCUGAGGCACAAGUGGACGAUGACCACAUAGCAACACAACUAGCUGAGGCACAAGUGGACGAUGAACACGUAGCAACACAAGUGGACGAUGACCACAUGGCAACACAACUAGCUGAGGCACAAGUGGACGAUGACCACAUGGCAACACAACUAGCUGAGGCACAAGUGGACGAUGAACACGUAGCAACACAAGUGGACGAUGACCACAUGGCAACACAACUAGCCGAGGCACAAGUGGACGAUGACCACAUAGCAACACUACUAGCCGAGGCACAAGUGGACGAUGAACACGUAGCAACACAAGUGGACGAUGACCACAUAGCAACACUAUUAGCUGAGGCACAAGUGGACGAUGCACACAGCAACACUACUAGCUGAAGCACAAGUGGACGAUGAACACACAGCAACACUACUAGCCGAGGCACAAGUGGACGAUGAACACAUAGCAACACAAGUGGCCGAUGAACACACAGCAACACUACUAGCCGAGGCACAAGUGGACGAUGAACACAUAGCAACACAACAAGCCGAGGCACAAGAUGUGGCCUGGACUAUACUGGACGAUGUAUGACUGGGAACAUAUACGGCCAAAAAAUCUAAAAUGAAAACAAUAAUGAGCCAGAGACAAGUCUUUAAGGGCUCAACUAUGUCUUUCAAGGUCAAGUUGACCUUUUAUAAAACAUCCACUGUAGCCCCCCCCCAUCAUCCUGUUCAACUGUCUCAAGUAUUAACUUGUUCAACUCUUCAGAUUAUUAAAGUCUUUGAUUUCUGAGCAUAAAUAUGCUUAGACCUAACUUCGAUGUUCAUUGAAUAAACGCCACCUCUUAUUAAACUAAGAAUGGAAUUAGAUUUUUCUGAAUUAACAUUUGGUGUGUAAAAGAUUUUGUGCAGUUUUGCGUAUUGUUCAAAAUUGAUCAGUGGAGGCAGAGGAUGACAUUUUGUGACCAACUUGAAUGUAAUCUCAGUUUGGGAGUAUUAUCCCUGAGCUCUACGACCGACCAGUAACGUAGUCACUACUUCUUGCAGAAUAUAUAUUGGCAAUUAUUAAAAAUUGCAUCCUUGUAAAUUGGUCAUUAAUUAAUAAAUGUUUAUUAUGUUAAUAUAUAUCUAACCAAUAUA
Procambarus clarkii (red swamp crayfish) is the source of this 3695-nucleotide messenger RNA. RefSeq lists its product as uncharacterized. The record is from RefSeq and is a predicted model, not a curated record. NCBI's taxonomy places the organism in Eukaryota, Metazoa, Arthropoda, Malacostraca, Decapoda, Cambaridae.